Messenger RNA from Theileria parva strain Muguga, 2382 nucleotides. RefSeq lists its product as uncharacterized. NCBI's taxonomy places the organism in Eukaryota, Apicomplexa, Aconoidasida, Piroplasmida, Theileriidae. Gene Ontology annotation, cellular component: nucleolus. Bases 62 to 2359 code for a protein of 765 amino acids. The transcript has 12 exons. The record is from RefSeq and is a predicted model, not a curated record. Gene Ontology annotation, molecular function: protein binding; RNA binding. Gene Ontology annotation, biological process: ribosomal small subunit biogenesis.
UAUACUAUUUUAUUUAAUUUCUAUGAUGAUUUGUAUUAUAUUUUGAUAAAUUAAUAAAAAUAUGUCAAAGGGUAAGAGGAGGGAAUCCUCUAGAAUAUCAAAUGACAUCUACAGUCAUUUAUCUAACCCGAACGAUGAUGAGUCUAGAUAUAAAAUCAAGCGUGUCAAAUCCAGAAAAAAGCUUCGUAAGAUACAGAGGAAGGAAGCCAAGAGAUUAAAACACGAAAAAAAACUCGAGUGGAUUAAAAGGAGGAAAAAUGCCAAUAAUAUGAUUAAUAGUUCUCAUAAAAAUGUAGUAAAACCUGUAAAUACCGAUGCUAAUGUACAAAACAAUGGGUUGAAAUCGAUAUAUAAACCCGAAUCUAACAAAGGAUUAAAAUCUGAUAAAAAAGUUAGAUUUGACAGUGACCAUAACAUAAAAUCUACGCCUGAGGAUAUUGAAAUUGAGUACUUAGAGCGACAACUUCUCAAAAAUAAGCCAAAUGUCCGUGAUAAGAAUGAUACUGUCAAGAGGGGUCGUAAAGUUGACGUAUUACAGGAGUUGAAAUCUGAAUUCUUGAGGGAUGGCUUUGAUGAGGACUUUUUAGACUUUUUGUCCAACAUUACUACUAUCGCAGACGAAGAAAAUAUUUUAGAUAAUGAGCAGUUAUACCCUGAAAACAAUACUCUUGUCAAAUUACGCAACUACACUCUUGAUCAACCUGAUUACCAAGAUUUGACUGAUGACGAAGUAGAAUCAGAGGACGAACGUCAUGAGGAUGAGGAUGAGGAUGAAUUAGAUGUAGAUGACGACGAACAAAUAGAUGAAGAUGGUGAUGAGGAUAAUGAGGAACAAUUGGAAGAGGAUGAAGUAUUUGAUCCAUCGGAUGUGAUUAAGAAACAAAUAGGAAUGGUGAAUAGAUUAUCAGAAGGCAAUUAUACAGUAAUUGUGAAUCAACUAUGUGAAAUGUAUUCAAAGAUAAUUUCAAAGGGAUCAGAGAAUCAAGUUAUAAAUGAGUUGUUUGAUAACCUUUGUGAUGUGGUGAUCACCAUGAUUAUCAAUGAGGUCAAUGUAGUAAUUUCACUUGUGGCAACUCAGUCCGCAUUAAUUUGCUCAUUAUCCAACUAUUUCAACUCAUCAAUUGUAAAAAGAUUUGUUUCUAAAUUACUUGAAAAGCUUGAAAGUAACUUGGAAUUGAUGUUAGAUAGUGACUUGAAGCAGAAAUCGCCAGUUAACGAAAACAAACUAGUUGUCAGGAAUAUAAUCAUAUCCAUUUGCUCAAUUUACUACUAUGAAGUGAUUGAUAUUGACGUCAUUUUCCACCUGAUUAAGCUCUUGACCAAAACCAAUUUAAAUGAAGACAUUUUACAGCUAUUACUCAUACUAUUAAAAUACUCAGGUCAAAGCAUAAAUAAGAACUCAGAGAUUCUUGGGUAUUUGAACGACUUGAUAGAAAAGUAUAAGAAGGAACAUGAAGAGUUUUCAAACCGAGUAAAGUUCAUUGAGGAGGAGUUGAAAAGUAACAAAAAGUCCAAAAACGUCCUGGAACAAUUUGACCAUUUAAAGAACAUGAUAAAGAGUAAGCUGAAUAUGGAUAGAGUGACAAUUAAUCUUGAGUCAAUCAUUAACUGCAACAAUAAUUCUGACGGUGCUGAUGGUAACAAUUCUGGCGUAACAGAGUUUGAAACGAAAAUUGCUCCGAAAAAGAACAGUAGAAAGGAUGAGUUGAUUAAAAAGGCUACUAAAAUUGGGUUAAACAAAGAUAUACAGAAAACAAUUUUCAUCUGCAUCAUGGACUCAAUCAGCCCUGAAAACGCCCUAGAUAAUAUACUCAAAAUUAAACUUAAAACUCAACAGUUUAAUGAAGUCAUAAACAUCGUCAUUUACUGUUAUUUGGUUGAAAAGGAGUUCAACUACUACUACAUUAAACUUUUGUUAAUUUUAACCUCAAAGUUAAACUUGAAUGUUUGUAAAAAAUAUAAAAGGCAUAUUAACAACAACAUUGUACUAUAUUUCAAAAACUUCGAGUCACUCACGCAAAACCAGUUUUCCUUACUGUCAAAAUUGUUCUACCAUAUGAUUCUGAAUAAAAUUUCUGGUUUAAGGCUCCUUAACUUCAUCAAUGUCAACCACUUCAAGACAAGCUCGUUUAAGAUUUUUAUAAACAAGUUAUUUUCAAGCAUUGUAACCACUGAGGCUGAUGAUGAACUCGAGGAGUAUUUGAUUCAGGAGCUACUAUCAAUUAAGACUGAGAAAUACUUUAAUGAUUUGGCGUCGCUUUGGACCAAACACAUUGAAAGCCACUGUAGAGCUAAGGUUGAGAAGUCCAACUCAUCUGAUAUUCUAUUCAAGUCAUAUCAACGUGUUUUUAAAUCAUAACCCAAUAAUAUACUAUACCAAUA